GUCUUUACUGGACAAGCUUGUUACGUGCUCCUGUAAACUUACCAAGUGAAGCUGCCACUAGUCUCGUGCGCGCAACAGUUUAGGUCUUUUGGAAUUAGGGAGGGGCGAUGGCGAUGGCGAUGGCGGUGCCUGCAGCGUUGGUGUUAAUGGCCUUGGUGAUGGCUGCAGCAGCUGACAAAGCCGAUUCUGGUUUGUUUUGCAAGGAGUGCUUGGACGUUGCCACCGACGCACAAGAUUUCCUGGCGAGCCCUCACAAUUUGGAGACUGUCGUCGACUUCGUCCAGGCUCAUGGCUGUGCAAAGGUUCCCCUGGCAUACAAAGACAAGUGCGACGAGAUGUCUCAAGAAUAUGUCUCGGUUCUCUUCUCCACUUUACAAGACUACAUGACUCCGCAAAAGAUGUGUCUGGACACGGGCAUAUGCGCUGGGGGCAAACACCUGGAAAUGUCUGCAACCAGUUGUUCCGCAUGCCACUUCUUGGCAACAAAGGCUCUUGCCGCAGGUAACAGGCUGAGUCCAGAGGCCAUCCGUGAAGAGCUCACUGCUGCAUGCUCCAGCCAUAAGUGGAUCCAAGACAGGUGCAUGUCUGUGCUGGAUCGUUUCGGUCCAGGGCUGCUCGGGUCCCCAGCUCAUUUUUGCAUGGAAUCAGAGGUGUGCAAGGCGAAUGGUGUGAAAGGUGUGGGACGCAACAACUGUGCGCUUUGUCGCUACCUAGCUCUGGAGAUGAAGACGAAGCUGCAGGACCCCGAGACACAGGAGAAGCUGAUUGAAUUCCUGCUGGCCAACUGCCAGAAAUUGCACAACCAUGAGGAUGAGUGCAAGCUGCUGGUGCUGGAGUAUGGGCCACAGGUGUUGGCAAAUCUGGAAGCUGUGCUCGAUGACGACGAGAUCUGCGCCAAGAUUGGAAUGUGCCCGUCGACCUUGAGCUUGUCGUCGGCAAUUUAACUUGAUAAACUACUCGAGCGCGCCCCCCACGCACACGAGACUAGACUGUACAUGGUUAUAUUUUAAUUUUAGCUAUCAAUGGUUGGAUCAA
Molecule: messenger RNA, 1035 nt
Organism: Selaginella moellendorffii
Lineage: Eukaryota; Viridiplantae; Streptophyta; Lycopodiopsida; Selaginellales; Selaginellaceae
Exons: 6
Coding region: 108-944 (278 amino acids)
Source: RefSeq, a predicted model, not a curated record